Sarcophilus harrisii (Tasmanian devil) is the source of this 7908-nucleotide messenger RNA. RefSeq names its product SIM bHLH transcription factor 1 (gene SIM1). The transcript is spliced from 11 exons. NCBI's taxonomy places the organism in Eukaryota, Metazoa, Chordata, Mammalia, Dasyuromorphia, Dasyuridae. The record is from RefSeq and is a predicted model, not a curated record. Gene Ontology annotation, molecular function: RNA polymerase II transcription regulatory region sequence-specific DNA binding; protein dimerization activity; DNA-binding transcription factor activity, RNA polymerase II-specific. Gene Ontology annotation, biological process: regulation of transcription by RNA polymerase II. Bases 737 to 3034 code for a protein of 765 amino acids.
UGUUUGUUUAUUUUAAAAUAAGUUAUUAGCCAUUGAUCAAUUUCACAUGACUAGAUGGAAUUGAGAAAGUUGCUAACGAGAGGAAGAAUGUAUGAGUACUGUGCUUAACGCUCAGUUAAACUAGCCGCUUUCUCCAGAUCUUUAAAAACAAACUCCCGGGCACCUUCUUGGCCAUUUCCUCUCCCCCCCGUCUCAGCUUGUGUGCGUGUGUAAAAUUGUUUGGCAGCACAUCUUUUAUCCUUUCCAUGCUGUUGUCUUUACAGUGGCUUGAAAGAAGUUGCAUCGAAUAUUUGAUCCACCUUCAAGACACUGGAGCCAUCCUUGAGGCCUGGGGAUUGAGAGCUGAAAUUUAAAAGACUGGAAUUAUUAUGCCUGUUUUCCGAGGACCGAUGUUUGCUGCCUGCCACAGAAGAGAAGCUUGGUUUUUCGAUGGUCCUAUUGACAUAUAGUGUCCUGCAGAAACACUUGGAUUUUCGAAUCUGCAUUGGAAAGUCACCUUUCCUAUCCUCUUAUUUUCUACCUUUUGGUUUCAUUUUUAUUUUGGGUAAAUAUUUUUAUUGUCCAAUUCUCGUCUUUUGUUGCUAUCAUAUAUCCCUCCAGUUAAAAAGACGUAAACUACUUCACUCAAGGUGUGUUUUAUGUUUUUUGCCAAACAUGACCUGUAGCUGAAAAUUUCGUAUUUUUUGGAUGAAUCUGUGGAGCUUAAAUUCAAAGAAGAAAGGGGGAAAAAGACACAAUGAAAGAGAAGUCCAAAAAUGCUGCCCGGACUAGACGGGAGAAGGAAAACAGUGAAUUUUAUGAACUGGCUAAAUUACUGCCUUUGCCCUCAGCCAUCACCUCUCAGCUGGACAAAGCAUCCAUAAUCAGACUCACCACUAGCUAUCUAAAAAUGAGAGUGGUUUUCCCAGAAGGGCUUGGAGAAGCGUGGGGCCAUUCAACCCGUACCAGUCCCUUGGAUAACGUCGGUCGGGAGCUGGGGUCCCAUCUCUUACAGACCUUGGAUGGUUUCAUCUUUGUGGUGGCUCCGGAUGGAAAGAUCAUGUAUAUUUCAGAGACUGCAUCUGUCCACCUGGGUCUUUCUCAGGUAGAACUGACUGGGAACAGUAUUUAUGAAUAUAUCCAUCCAGCAGACCAUGAUGAGAUGACUGCAGUGCUCACAGCCCACCAGCCCUACCACUCCCAUUUUGUACAGGAGUAUGAGAUAGAACGUUCCUUUUUCCUGAGGAUGAAGUGUGUCUUGGCCAAGAGGAACGCUGGUCUCACUUGUGGGGGUUAUAAGGUCAUUCACUGCAGUGGUUACCUAAAGAUCCGCCAGUAUAGUCUGGAUAUGUCCCCUUUUGAUGGCUGCUACCAGAACGUGGGCUUGGUAGCUGUGGGCCAUUCAUUGCCCCCCAGUGCUGUGACAGAGAUCAAACUACACAGCAAUAUGUUCAUGUUUCGUGCCAGCCUGGAUAUGAAGCUCAUAUUUUUGGACUCCAGGGUGGCUGAACUAACGGGCUAUGAACCACAGGACCUGAUCGAGAAGACCCUUUAUCAUCAUGUCCAUGGUUGUGACACCUUCCAUUUGCGCUGUGCUCAUCACCUGCUUCUGGUGAAAGGGCAGGUGACUACAAAGUACUACCGGUUCCUGGCAAAGCACGGGGGCUGGGUAUGGGUACAGAGCUACGCCACCAUUGUGCACAACAGCCGGUCCUCUAGGCCCCAUUGCAUCGUCAGCGUCAACUAUGUCCUCACAGAUACAGAAUAUAAAGGAUUACAACUCUCAUUGGAUCAGAUCACAGCCACCAAACCAUCCUUCUCCUAUACCAACACCACACCCACCAUAACUGACAACCGAAAGGGGAAUAAGCCCCGCCUCUCAAACCCAAAAUCAAAAUCCAGGACAUCUCCCUAUCCUCAGUAUUCUGGAUUUCAUACCGAAAGAUCUGAAUCGGAUCAUGACAGUCAAUGGGGAGGAAGCCCACUCACAGAUACUGCAUCUCCACAGUUAUUGGACCCCUCCGAAAGGCCCAGUUCCCAGCAUGAUGCUUCAUGUGCCUAUAGACAGUAUUCAGACCGCACCUCUCUUUGUUAUGGCUUUGCACUUGACCAUUCCAGGCUAACAGAUGAUAGGCAUUUUCAUACCCAGGCCUGUGAAGGAGGUCGCUGUGAAGCAGGUCGAUACUUCCUUGGCACCCCACAAGGGGGGAGAGAGCCCUGGUGGGGCUCACGUUCUGCACUCCCCCUAACCAAGUCCUCCCCAGAAAGCAGAGAGGCCUAUGAGAACAGCAUGCCACAUAUAACCUCCGUUCACAGAAUUCAUGGGAGAGGUCACUGGGACGAAGAUAGUGUGGUCAGUUCUCCAGACCCGGGAUCUGCCAGUGAAUCAGGUGACCGCUAUCGUGCUGAGCAAUAUCAGAGCAGUCCCCAUGAACCCAGCAAAAUUGAAACUCUGAUAAGAGCCACCCAGCAGAUGAUUAAAGAGGAAGAGAACAGAUUGCAGCUCCGAAAAGCCCCUCCUGACCAACUGGCUGCCAUUAAUGGAGCAGGGAAAAAACAUUCCCUUUGUUUUGCAAACUACCAGCAGCCGCAGCUGACUGGAGAGGUCUGCCAUGGCCCUUCUCUUGCCAACACUUCCCCAUGUGAGCACCUUCAACAAAGAGAAGGGAAGAUGAUGAGCCCUCAUGAAAAUGACUAUGGCAGCAGCCCCACAGCCUUGUCUAGGAUAAGCAGUCCCAACUCGGAUCGUAUUUCUAAAUCAAGUUUGGUAUUAGCUAAAGACUAUCUCCAUUCAGACAUGUCCCCUCAUCAGACAGUAGGAGAUCAUCCAGCAGUUUCUCCAAACUAUUACAGUUCUCACCGGCAGUAUUUUGAUAAGCAUGCUUACACAUUAACUGGGUAUGCCUUGGAGCACUUGUAUGACAGUGAGGCGAUUAGAACCUAUUCAUUGGGCUGCAAUGGCUCUCACUUUGAUGUAACUUCUCAUUUAAGAAUGCAGCAAGACUCAGCACAAGGACACAAAGGGACAUCUGUAAUAAUAACCAAUGGGAGCUGAUGUUUUUUUUUUCUUUAAAAAAUGUGCUUUAAGGAUAUAUAUCUUUGAAACAUAGUUGGAACAUAUAUAUGUUUUAAUGCCUUUGUUACCAGCAUUUAAUAUACCACAGUAUGUUAGAGAGAAUAACCUAAGCUACUGAAGCUACUGGGUAUGAACUGACAAAUGUUACUGUAAAAAAAAUAUAAGAAAUGCACUAGCAUUCAGGGUUACAGUGAAUGGAGUUAAAGUGAACCUGUAAGUUGCCCCCAUGAUUUAUGGGAGCCGGAAUGGAUAAAGUAAGAGUUGAAAAUACCAGUGUAGAUCGAGUGAGCAAUAUAUGCACAUUGUAUAAGUACUAGUUGGAAAUGCCACAGAGGGGAGACCCAGUGAGCUUCAUGGGCACAGAUCGCUACUCACAAAACCUCUAUGCACCUUUGACAUGCAAAAAUCUGGAAUGUAGACUAUAAAAUGCACAUGCCAAAAAUGGGUAAUUUUUCUUAACCCUAACAUGUGAUUGCUUCUUCAUGAUGUGAAGAAGUUGUUGCUGUUCCCUAAAGAAGAAAAUGAAAGAUCUCAGAGAAGGGUUUUUUCCCCCCCUGUGGUCUCUUAGCCAUUCUGAUACAUUUGAUAUAGGAAUGAACUAGGGAUAAGGUUCUGGAUAUGGCACUGGACAUAUUUCUCACAUGGUAUCUAUUAGAAGCAAUCAGGAAAUGGCAAUUUUCAUUGUGCUUUUGAGUCAUACAAAAGAACGUGAUUACUGAUGUAGAUGUAAGGGACUGUGUUAAGUAAUAGCAAUUAGACAUUGGAACAUGCACCAAGAAUUUAGGGUACUCAAUUAAAAGAAAUUCAGAGGAGAAAAGAGACCAGAAAGAGAGAUAAAUGAAAAGAUUUCCAAGAACAGACUAUUUCAGGUUCAGACUGUGUGUGCCAUUAGUAUCAACACAUUAAGGGUUUUUGAAAAAACAACCACAGAACUACCCACCAGGAAACAAGGCUGAUAGAGAGGAAGUGUGAAAGGUAAUUAAGAAAAAUAAGGGGGGUACUGCAUGAAAUGAUUGGAAGUGUUUGAAAACAUUGCUAAAUAUGAUUGUGCAAAUGUUAAAACACAUGGAAAGGCAGUACAACAAAGAAAUAAUCUGGCUUCAAGAGAAUGUUGAAGUCAAAAGCUUAGAAUAAGGCACAGGAGUUUGAUAUGUAAUAUUUUGAAUGAAGGAAUAGACAAGAUAUUAUAAUAUUUGUUGUUUGUUAUUUUUAAAGACAAAUAUUGGUUCUUGAGGCAUGUUGGGGGAGUGAGAAAGAUUACUUGACUCUUGAAGAAUAGUACUAGUCUUUGUCAGAAUAACUAAGUUCCAUUACUGACUAACCUGCUGUGUGAACCUGUGUGGAUCACAUAACCAUCCUUCUUGGUUCUCAUUUUGUCAUUUAUAAAAUGGAGAAGUUAGUUAUAUUAGAAAACCUAUCUCUAAGGUCAUUUGCUUUUCUAAAAUCCAAUGAUUCAUUAUUUCAGGAAAAUUGGAUUUAAUUGAAAGAUUCUGUUGGGUUAGUUCACCAUGCCUUGGGAAUUGCAAGAAUUUAAUUUCUGGGUAGUGUACCACUCACAUAGCAGUAUGAAUGGCCUAUAAUUGUACCAGACCCUUUGAAUCUCCCAGGUAUAUUAGCCAUUUCCACAUGUAUUUAAACCUAGUUAAAAUGUAUAUAGCAGGAUCUGACAAGGGAAGAAAGAAGAAAAGUAAAUUUAGAUCUCAGAAAGCAUACCAGCUAAGUUUAAUGAGAUAUAUUUUAAAAAUUUGUGGAGAGUGUUAUAGAUGGCAUAGGGAAAUAGUUCAUUUUCACCAAGCAUAGAGUUCUUGACUUUUUUAGGGAAUGUUAGGCAUUGGAGGAAUUAAACUACAGCUUUUAAGAGAAAAUACAACAUGAACUUUCAAUGGAUUUAGGAUAUAUAUUUAACAAAGUACACCUAAUUAAUUGUCCAUAGGCAGUAGUGAUUUUGAAAGAUCUGAAGAUUGAGAACUGGCCUGUCAAAAGUAAAAGCAAUGGUAAAAUACUUUUAAAAUCCAUGAUAGAUAUUUUUUUUGGGUCACUUAGUAUCUUAUAAAGACAAAAAGAGGCCAGAAUAAAUAAUGAUUUUCGUUACCAAUUGUAACAUCUAAAACAAUUCCAAUACCUAGUUUACAAGUACAAUUCUGAACAAUACCAAUUUAGUUAUGAAUCACAAAUUAAAAGAAAUUUUUGGAGAACUGUGACCACAUUGGGAUUCUUGUAAUGGCAUUCUGGUAGUUUUGUAAGGGAAAGGUUAUUUUGGAAGUGCUAUGGUUUUAGCAAAACUGAGAAUUCAAGAGCCAAAGAUAUGGGUGAACUGAAAUACUUAGAGAAUAUUGCCUACUUUAGAAAGGAAGUUUGUACAGAUGGGCCCUUACUGAUGUGUACAAAUUCUACAGAAUAUGGCAUAGACAGAUGCUAGAAAGAGUAGUUGAAACAUAAGAACCAAGGAAAAUGAACUUAUGCUAGAGGAAAGACUGGCCCUAAAGGAAUUUGGGUGGAAUUUUUAUGUGGAGACUAGUUAAUAAAUAGAAAAAGUAAACUAUGAAAUUUACAGAUAGAGGCAGCCUCAAUAAAUAAAACUUGUAAGAAAAACAAGACUAGCAUGUUUAGGGAAAGACAAGGAUUGUCCAAGUUAUAUCUUGGUUUAAAAUUCUAGUUGGCUCAGUUUUAAGCACAUCUUUGUUCUAUUUAACAUACCAAUGAUAUCAAUAGUUCUUUAGUAACAAUCCUUUCACAUAAAAUUAAAAUAUAAUUUGAGAGAAGUGGAGUAAAAAUAUGCAACAUUGUUAUUGUGCUUGGCAACAUAUUAUGACAAGGCAAGAUCAGAAUGACUUAAACAAGUCCCACUGUAUUUCACUCUGGCAGAAACCUAAAGCAGUGUACAGAGUGGUAAAUUGUAUUUUUAGUCCUCAUUAAUACAUUAAUCACAAAAAUAUGUUUCCCAUGCUGUGUACACGCUGUCUGUGCCCAUUGUGUGUUAUAUAUAAAUGGAAACUACAUUGCUCCAAUAGCUUGAUAAGUUAAAUUUAUGCUCUGUCUGCUCUUGGAUUGUAAUCUUUGUUUUCCAUCUUUUUGCUAAAUGCUGAGAACCAUGGCAUUGAACUUAAAAGGCAGCAUCUUAAAACACUAAUCACAAAGAAGCAUAAUUUCUAUAUUAUCUUAGGAUAAUAAAUAGGCACUAUAUUUUAUGUUUCUGCCAAUAAUACUAAAGCUUUCUCUUUAGCAUUUUUUUUUUAAAGACCAUUUCUCUUACUUAAUCCAGAACUUUGCAUAGCUGAGGUAAUAUAAGGAAUUCUCCUUUGGGAGUGGGAGGAACCACUUUGUUAAUGAAUGUGGAAGAUGCAUCGAAAGUUUCUCUGUUAUUUUUCUAAUUUAUAACAAUAGCCUUACCAUUAACCCAGGACAGACAUUUCAGGAUGGAUUUUUUUCUCUUGUUGUCAUCCUUUGUUUUCCAAGAGGACCAAAAUGAGAUCACUAUUUUAAAAUCCAGUUACAGUGUGUCUGACUGUGGCUGAUCAGACUAAUAUGAGCUUGGAAUGCUCUGCCACAGAUUGGACACAAAUACUCCACACAAACAUUUGGAGUAGCUUCUCUAAUUUUGCAUAUUUUGUGUUUCUUGUGGGCUAAUUCAAUUCUUUGAUCAUAGAACACAGCACUUUUUCUGUUGAGGCACGCCAUCCUGGGUGAUCCUUUAUCAGUAUUUCCUAUGUCACAUAAUUGAUUCUGAAGUUCUUAAGAGAUACCUUGAGAGUGUCCUUGCAUUGCUUUUUUUGACCACCUUGUGAACACUUGCCCUAUGUAAGUUCUCCAUAGAAUAGUCUUUUUGGCAAGUGUGCAUUUGGCAUUCAAAUAAUGUGUCCAGCCCACAGAGUUGUGCUCUCUGAGUAGAAUUGGAAUGCCUGGCAGUUUAGUUAGAGAAAAGGCUUCAAUGUCUGAUAUCUUAUCCUGCUAGGUGAUCGUCAGAAUCUUCCUAAGACAAUUCAAAUGGAAGUGAUUCAGUUUUCUGGCAUAGCAGUGAUACAACUGUCCAGAUUUCACAGGCAUAUAACAAUGAGGUCGGCACAAUGGCAGUGUAAAGGUUCAGUUGGGUAGUCACAUACUUCUCCUCUCCUACAUUUUCCUUUGGGAGGCUCUGAAGGAUUUCAUCUCUAUGUGUUGAUUGAUAUACCACAUUGAAUGGAAUAUGCCUCUAUUUCUGUAUAUGGUUGCUUGACACUAAACAAUAUGAUACCUAUUGAAGUGAUGCUGCAGAUGAAAUGGAAUUAUACAUUUUUUGCAAUUAAUGUUAUCCCAGAAAUAGCACUUUCCCCCAUUAAUUCUGGAUAAUACUUGUAGGAAUGGGAAUAAGACCAUUUGGCCAUAUUCUUAAUCCCUUUUUUGUCCUGUUCCAUCUAUUGCUUUGGUAUGGAGAAGUCUCACUUGCCUAAUGAGCUUUAUAUGGUAUGUAAGAUGAGGAAAUAAAUAAGAUGCAUUGAUUAAGUACUUUCUGUAUGCCAAGUCCUGUGGAGAAGGGCUUUUUGAAACUGGGCAGAAUUUUGUUAUUCUUGUUGCUAAACAAGACUAGAAAAAUAUCCAUGACUACGUUAUAACAAUAAUAAUUUUAAAGUAUAUUUUCUCAAAACCUGGGUCAAAUAACCUUUUUAAGUGUCAGUUUCCUCACUUGUAAAAUAGGAGAUUGGAUUAGAGUACCUGUUAAGUUCCCUUCUAGUUCAAAGUCUAUGCUCCAAAGGCAAAGAGGAUUAGAAAGAAUAAACAGUGGCUACAUCUAAACAUUCAGUUUUAUGAAUAUUUGUUUUUAUUGUUGUUGUUGAUUUGUUUCAGUUGUGUCCAACUCUCCAAGACCCCAUUUGGGA